UAGACCCUUCAUUGCAAUGAUAUCAGUUAACUUGAUUUUAGCCACUGUUAAUAUCCUUCUUAAGAAGCUCCUCAAUGAUGGAAUCAAUGAUUUAGUUAUCAUCACUUAUAGACAAUUAAUUGCUGCAAUUUUUCUAAUCCCCAUUGCUUAUAUUAAGGAAAGAAACCUCACUCACAGGCUCACGGCUCGGAUAGUGUGUUAUUUAUUCUUCAGCUCGUUAAUCGGAUCAACUCUCAUGCAAUACUUCUUCAUGGUCGGGUUGAAAUACACGACACCAACAUUCACAACCGCAUUCAUCAACAUAGUGCCGGUGAGCACGUUUAUCUUGGCAACCUUGUUCAGGAUGGAGAGGAUUAACAUAAAUAAUAUUGGUGGGAGGGCUAAGUUAUUGGGAGCAAUAAUUGCGAUAGGAGGAGUUCUAGUGUUGAACUUAUACAAAGGAAUGACAUUGAUAAGACCGUCGUCGAAUGAUCAACAUAACAUAAACCUAAUCGAUCAUAGUGAGCACGCAAAGAAAUGGGUAAUCGGAACGAUCCUAUUGACCACGGGUAGCCUCAUGUGGUCUUUGUGGUUCCUUAUGCAAGCCGGUAUUGGAAUGAUGUACCCGUGUCAAUACUCUAGCACCGCUGCCUUGUGUUUAUUUAGUGGUGUUCAAUCGAUUGUUCUUGAUUUCGCAAUUAACGGGAAGUCCUCAUCAUGGAUUAUAAAAGGAAAGAUGGAGAUAGCAUCUUUUAUAUAUACGGGGAUGAUGGGAUCGGGUUUUUGUUACGUAGUAAUUACAUGGUGCGUUAAGCAAAAAGGUCCAGUCUUCACAGUUGCGUUUAGCCCAAUCAUACAAGUAAUUGUCGCAAUAUUCGACGUAUCUUUCUUACAUGGAGAAAUUCGUCUCGGCUGUGUACUAGGAUCCCUUCUUGUAAUUGCGGGUAUGUACGUUCUUCUAUGGGGUAAAGUUCUCGAGUCAAAGGAUUCUGUCGCAAAGAUUGCUCCUCCAGCAAAGUUAGAGGAUGAGGAAAGCUGGAACAGUCGACCUAUUGACUCAAAUCUUCAGCAAAAAGGCCAACAAAAGGAUGAUCCACUUUAA
This is a messenger RNA of Impatiens glandulifera, 1081 nucleotides long. RefSeq names its product WAT1-related protein At3g30340-like. Gene Ontology annotation, molecular function: transmembrane transporter activity. Lineage: Eukaryota; Viridiplantae; Streptophyta; Magnoliopsida; Ericales; Balsaminaceae. The transcript has 6 exons. Gene Ontology annotation, cellular component: plasma membrane. Bases 17 to 1081 code for a protein of 354 amino acids. The record is from RefSeq and is a predicted model, not a curated record.